AUGAUUGAUGAGGUAUUAACGAAACAAAAAUCUAAUUAUGAUGCUGAGAUAGAAAAAUUAAGAAAGGAAGUUCAAUCCUCCAAAGCACAAAAAACACAGGCACCGGUUCCGCAAACCAUUGAACCGGUUAGACAGCCAAGAAGCCCCCCAUCAAAUUUAAAAAUGGAAGAAGAUUAUAAAAAUUAUUAUGUAGCGAAAUACUUUAACGAUUUAAAAAUAUAUAGUAAAAACGAUUUAGAUUCAAAUUAUCCUGAAAAACCUUUUCAAAGAUCUCGUACACCCGCUCAU
Messenger RNA from Diversispora eburnea, 288 nucleotides. The record is from the annotation of a GenBank genome assembly. Lineage: Eukaryota; Fungi; Glomeromycota; Glomeromycetes; Diversisporales; Diversisporaceae.